Messenger RNA from Cylicocyclus nassatus, 1094 nucleotides. The record is from the annotation of a GenBank genome assembly. Lineage: Eukaryota; Metazoa; Nematoda; Chromadorea; Rhabditida; Strongylidae.
UUGCUACUUACCAGUGUACUUACUCAACUGCACGUUCUAUCCUAUAGCUGUACUUUGUUGGAAUGCAAAACAGCGACUGGAGUGACUUUCUAUAUGCAGCAUGCUUGAUAGCAGUGAUAUUUUUCGUAGUCGGGACGAUUAUGCUUGUUCUAUAUGUAAUUCGUGUUAUUUGCACGUCUGCAUCCGUAGCGACACAAGAUAUCGAAUCGGGUGCUCGAAGCGAAGGCGCUAUAAGCGAAACUCGAAGCGAGCGUUCGCAAACGUUAAGAUCUGUUAAAAGUCUUUCAUCAGGAAGAACGGGAAGCAUAAGAAGCAGAAGAAGCAGAAGAAGUGAAACUCGACCGUCGCAACGAUCAACUUCUCUUUCACAAUCGGAGCGCGAGAAAGAGCCCGGAAGUCGUCGAAGCACGUCAUUACGAAACAUACCACUUCGAAGCGCACAGGGAAGUCGAGGACAAACACUGAACGUAGUGCUCAAGAAAAAAGAAGUAAAGUUUUCCAAAACUGAGCACUCUUCCGAGGAAGAUGAAGCUGUUCCCGAUAAUACACAAAUAAAAGGAGUUGAAAUUCCUAAGCAGACUAUAAAGGCUGGAGCACAUGAGGAAGAUGAAGUUGUUUCUAGAACAAAAGGACCUGUGGGGAUUAAUAUUCCUAAAGAAACUAUAAAAGCUGGAGUUGCUGACGAUGAUGAGAAAGAUGAAAUCGCUCCCAAAGGCAUAAAGGGAAUUGAUAUUCCCAGAGAGACUUUAAGAUCUGGAGCUGCUGGAGAAAGACAUGUUACUAAGCCCAAAGCAGCUCCUAGUAUCACAUUUAAUGUAGAGCCUGGAGCAUCAAUCUCAGUGAAUGUUCUCAGUAGAAGAGCUUAUGCUGGUGGUGGAGAGAAUGAACGCUUUUGCGACUUUGACAAAAACUUAGGUUUAUACUCAGAAAGACAAAAACUAUGUUGUUAUCAUUUCUUCUAAUAGUUUUGUCAAAUUAAAACCUUUGUGAAUGCUCGCCAUUGCGUAAAGAUUCCGGCAGUUUAAUUUCUCCAUCAAAACAGUUUUGUAUCUGUUCAAUCGCCUCUUAAAUUGUAAUGGUAUUGUUUUUAGCCA